Stereum hirsutum FP-91666 SS1 is the source of this 823-nucleotide messenger RNA. RefSeq lists its product as uncharacterized. The transcript has 4 exons. Lineage: Eukaryota; Fungi; Basidiomycota; Agaricomycetes; Russulales; Stereaceae. The record is from RefSeq and is a predicted model, not a curated record. The coding region runs from base 131 to 781 and encodes 216 amino acids.
GUCUCGUCUUCAAUCCUGGCAACCGCCACCUUUGUUUUGUAUAAAAUAUAUCCUGGCUAGCUUGGAGUUCAAGAACGACCAAACUUCCCUCAACAUCGAACCCUCGGCCCUCCGUCCAUCGCGCAUUAAAAUGGCCUCUCCUCAGCCUGUAGAUAUCGCAUACCAGCUGCCCACCACACUCCAGUCUAUUCAAAGCGGCUGGAUUGCAUCAUCGCAGACCGCCGCGACCGUCUCUGCCCUCAUUGCAGCAGGGGAUAGCCAACUCCUCUCGUUCAUGAAAGGGAUCAAUAUCACGGACCCGUCAGAAUCCUUUGCAUCCCACCCUGCGGCCUACAGCGUCAUGCUUGGCUUCCUAUACACCGGAUUAUUCCUCAGCAUAAGCGCGACAGUUACUCCCCUUAUAAUUACGGAAAUGUUUAGCGAACUCCCGUUGAGCGCAGCCCGUAGGAGAGCCGACGCAGCUGUGAGAGAUUCGCUCCACAACGAAGGAAACAUAUCAGAGAGUGUGCCUGCCCUACUUCGCAGAUAUGGGAUGAGAAAGGGUCUGAGACCGGUACAGUGGCAUUGGUUCUUCUGCUUUAUCUUCGGCAUCAUACUAUCAGUCUUGAGCAUCUGGAUCUACGUUAUCAUUGAAGAGUCACUAGCUAUGAAAAUCCUAAUAAGCUUCGUCGUCGCCUUCUCACUAUGGCCAUGCUUCAACUUCUACGUGAAGACAGACAUUACUUUACCGGGCGUACCCGCCCAGACAUAUCCCUUUGAUAAGGCUGCAGAAUACCCUUAAACAAAACCGUGCGACCCUGAUGACUUGUACUUACAGUUGUGG